GUCACGUGAUUGGGGGAAAAAUCAUGGCUGCUCCGAUGCACAACACUAAUUUGACAGCUAAGCAGGAUUGUAUACUAGAGCCGCUUUGUUUCCCCGAGCACCUGUGUGGUAGCGCUUCUCUCGCCUCCUCCAGCGAUGGCCGUCCAGUGACCUGUGCGCUCUGUUCAGACUCUUUUCCCGCUUCUGAAAAAGACCAGCUUCUCAAGCACAUGGUGUUGGAUCACAAGCUGGUUAUUGCUGAUGUCAAACUCAUCGCAGACUUUCCACGGUACAUAUUGUACUGGAAGAAACGGUUUACAGAACAGCCCAUCACAGAUUUCUGCAGUGUUAUCAAGACCAACUCUGAAGGUCCUGUAGAACAACAAGAGCAUUACUUCCUAUUAUGUGACGCCCUGCCAGAAGACAGGAUCCUUAGGGAGCAGCUACAACAGAGACGACUGGAGGAAGUGCUGGACCAGCAGCAAAAAGAGAGGGACGAUACAACAUUUCACCGUGCAUGUAUGUUCUGCAAUGAGGAGUUUACUGGAAACAGGUCUUCACUGCUGAAUCACAUGGCUAAAGAACACUCUUUCAGCAUCGGCCUGCCUGACAACAUCGUCUACUGCAACGAGUUCCUCGACACUCUGGAGUGGAAAUUGGAGAACAUGCAGUGUCUGUACUGUGAGAAGACAUUCAGGGACAAAACCACCUUGAAAGAUCACAUGAGAAAAAAGCAGCAUCGACGAAUAAACGCCAGAAACUACAACUACGAUCGCUUCUAUGUCAUCAAUUACUUGGAGCUGGGGAAGACAUGGGAGGAGGUGCAGUCUGAAGAUGACAGGGAGCUCUUUGAAGAUGAAGAUGACGAUUGGUCAGAUUGGCAGGCUCAUCCGGUGUGUGCCGUGUGCCUGUUUUGUGAGCAGCAAGCAGAGACGAUGGAGAAAAUUUACACACACAUGGAGGAAACUCAUGAAUUUGACCUGCACAAAUUAAAAACAGACUUAAGCCUGAAGUUUUACCAGCAAGUGAAACUAGUGAAUUACAUCCGGCGUGAGCUUCACCAGUGCCGCUGUUAUUGCUGUCAGGAGAACUUUGAAACCAAAGAGGAACUAGUGCAACACCUGGUUAAUACAGGUCAUGUGAUGCAGCUGCCUGAGGUCUCGCACUGGGAUCAACCGCAAUACUACUUUCCUACAUACGAGAACGACGCUCUUCUUACCGCUCUGUCGGACAGUGAGAGCGAAUCUGAGGGUCCAUAUCCCAUCUCUGAAGUUCCUGUUAUUGCUGAAGACAUUUCAAACCUUAAGGUUAUAAAACAGACCAGUGUGCUUAAUAAACUUCUCAAAGACAGGGGCGGCUCCAACUGACGACGAGGAACACCCAGAGAAUUCUGUUCCCGUUGUUUUCAGUGUGAAAAUUAACCAUAUGUUGAGAUUAAUGAAGUGACUCUUUAUUUCUAUUAAUGUGGGUUUAUGAAAACACAGUCAAAUAAACUUUAUUUAUACAAGUAUGCCAUACGCUAAUCAUUGGAAAUACCUAAUUGAAAGGAUGUGACUGAAAAUAACAUUUUGGUUGGGAAAUUUUGGCUGAUAUGGCAUAUCGACAUUGUAAAUAUUAACGUUUGUUUUAAUAAAGAUACUGUCAGAGCAGUCUACACACAACACAUUCCCACUAUAAGCAAACUGUCAUAUUAAUACAUAGGUCUAUUAACACUAAUAAUGCUAAAUUAUUAGGAAUACCCAGAAGAAAGUUAAAAACAAGGUCAAGAAUGGGAAUAUUAAAUCAAAAUAUAGUGGAAGUUACAGUCUCUGUAUUUUUAGUUACAAAAUACUGAUUUAUAUAUUAGAAUACAGUUUCAUAUUCUUUUUAAUAUACACUAUAUCUAAUGUGUGUUUUAAUAUGUGUAUAAAUUUUUAUUGUCCAGUCACAUUAGUGAAGAAAAACAAGUGUGUAUAGUCAAUAACGUGAUAAGGAAUGAAGCUCACACAAAAGUUACUUUCAAACCAAGCAGGUUUUUUUUGGAAGCCUAUGGCGUUUUAGUACAACGGCAUUUUAGUGCCACGUAAGAAAAAUCUUAAGAUUACGAGAUUAAAGGCUUAAUAUUUUGAGGAAAAAGACAAAAUUACGAAAUUUAAGUCAUAGCAAUUAAGAAUAAAGUUUACAUAUUUCAAAAAUCAAGUUGAAAUUAUGAGAACAAAGUCGAAAUAUUUCAAGAAUAAAGAAAAAUUUUGAAAAUAAAGUCAAAAUAUUUGGAAAAAGUCGAAAUUACGAGAAUAAAGGUUUUCUUAAGAAUACAGUCAAAAUAUUUUGAGAAUAAAGUAAAACUUACAAGAAUAAAGUUAAAAUAUUUCAAGAAAAAUUGAAAUUACGAGAAUAGUCAGAAUUGCAAAAAUAAAGUCAAAAUAUUUCAAGAAUAAAGUUGAAAUUAGAAGAAAAAAGUCAAAAUUGCAAGAAUAAAGUAGAAAUAUUUUGAGAAUAAAAUCAAAAUUAUUAUUAUUAUAAUUAUUAUUCAAAAGUCAAAAUAUUAAAAAAAAUAAAGUAGUCAAAAAAAAAUUAUGGGAAUAAAGUAGAAAUAUUUCAAGAAUAAACAAAAAUUACAGAUAUUAAGUUGAAAUAUUUCAAGAAUAAAGUAGAAAUUAUGAGAAACUUUAAAUUGCAACAAUAAAGUCAGAAUAUUUUGAGUAUAAAGUACAAAAGACAAGAAUAAAGUAGAAAUAUUUUGAGAAUAAAGUCGAAAUUACUAUAUAAGGUCGAAAUUGCUAAAGUCGAAAUGUUUCGAGAAUAAAGUCGAAAUUACUAGAUAAAGUUGAAAUGUUUCGAAAAUAAAGUAGAAAUUACUAAAGUUGAAUGUUUCAAGAAUAAAGUCGAAAUUACUAAAGUCUAAAUGUUUCAAGAAUAAA
Molecule: messenger RNA, 2879 nt
Organism: Labeo rohita (rohu)
Lineage: Eukaryota; Metazoa; Chordata; Actinopteri; Cypriniformes; Cyprinidae
Gene: znf277
Product: zinc finger protein 277
Exons: 12
Coding region: 24-1346 (440 amino acids)
Source: RefSeq, a predicted model, not a curated record